This is a messenger RNA of Prunus armeniaca (apricot), 576 nucleotides long. NCBI's taxonomy places the organism in Eukaryota, Viridiplantae, Streptophyta, Magnoliopsida, Rosales, Rosaceae. The record is from the annotation of a GenBank genome assembly.
AUGACUGAAACCAAAACCCAACUUCAAAAUCAGAGCGCUUAUAUUCGGAACUUGGAGGUGCAAGUAGGCCAACUAGCUAAUGCAUUGAGUGGAAGAAAUCAUGGAGUUUUGCCGAGCCAACCUGAGGUUAAUCCAAAAAUUCAAGAACAUGUGAAGGCAAUCACACUUCAAAAUGGGAGGCCCAUAAAAACUGCUAUAGAUUUAGACACAGAAACGCAGCAACAACAUCUGAAAACUAAGGAAAAAUCAUCUGAAAAUUGCCCACCUGUAGCCGGACCACCGCAACCUUCCAUCGUGAGCUCCACCGAAAAUUCAGCAAAACCUAAACAACCACCAUCCAAAAAUCUCACUCCAAAAUCCUAUGUUCCACCGAUUCCUUUUCCACAACGCUUGAAGAAAAAUAAGAAGGAUGCACAAUUCUCCAAAUUUCUUGAAAUUUUUAGGAAAUUGCAAAUUACCAUUCCAUUUGGUGAAGCAAUAGAGCAAAUGCCAAACUAUGGAAAGUUCAUCAAAGACAUCUUAAGCAAAAAGAGACGUUUGGAAGAUACAGAGAUGGUGGAAUUGACUGAGGAGUGA